Molecule: messenger RNA, 3687 nt
Organism: Cutaneotrichosporon cavernicola
Lineage: Eukaryota; Fungi; Basidiomycota; Tremellomycetes; Trichosporonales; Trichosporonaceae
Exons: 7
Coding region: 1-3687 (1228 amino acids)
Source: RefSeq, a predicted model, not a curated record
AUGUCCGUCGCCGCAGCUUCCCCAUCGCUCGACCACGGACACCACUCCCAGCCCUCCCUCACAGAGAGCCAGGGGUCUGUCCUCCACGACUACCUCGGCGAUGACAAUAACACGUCGGUUGCCGACUUUAGCGAGAUCGCAGAUGACGAGCAGACCACCACCACCACCGACGUCCCAGACGAUGUGACCGAGGGGGGUCGCGACGGCGAGGACAAGGAGAACGGCCCCGCUGUCGACGCAAAGGAGGGUGGGGUCAACAAGGUUCUCAAGAGCGGUGUGUUUGGUGCAUCGCCAAAGGCUGUCGCCCCAACGCGCAAGGCCACCAAGCCCGACGCACCUCGCGUCUCGCUCGCCAACCGUAAGCCAUUAACGGCGCCGACGGCGGCCUCGGCCGCGCGCACAGGCAACACUGGCCCAGGUGCGCAGCCUACUCGUCCCAAGACGGCCUCGUCGUCAUCGACCGGUCCAGGAUCGCCGCGUGUCGCCAGAGUCCGACCCCUGGCAUCGUCGACAACUCCGGCGCCCAAGGCGCGCACGGGCACUGCGGCCCCCUCUACCGCAACGGCCGCCCGCACCAGACUGGCAGUCACCAAGCCGACUUCUGCCUCUGGCCCUGGCCGCACGACCAUCUCUGCAUCGAGCGCCGCUGUGCAGAAGAUGCGGGAAGCGCGCGAGGCGCGCCAGGCUGCGGCAGCUACCGCAAGUGGCGCACGUGUGUCUACGUCUACCCCUCCUGCGCGUGACCUUGCGUCUGUCGCUUCGACCCCCUCCGCCCGCACUGCUACUGCCCCUGCGGCCUCUGCUGCUGCCGCUAAGCCUGUUGCGCGUCCUCGUGCCUCCCUGUCCGUCUCCACUGCUUCUGCGUCCGCCCGCACCACCGCUCGGCAUGCCACAACGGCGUCCUCUUCGGUGCGGCCCCGCGCCAGCCUCGCGUCGACUACCUCGGUCGCCACUGUCGCUCGCAAGGUCGCCACCGAAGCCGAAGUGCAGGCUCGCAUCGACGAGAUCACCAAGAAGUUUGAGGAGCAGCACGCUGCUCUCGAGGCCAAGAUCGCCGAGGAGAAGGUCAACCUGGAGGUCAAACUCGCCGAGGCCGCGGAGGCCAGCGCGAAGCAGUUUGGAGAGGAGAAGGCGGCGCUCAAAGGCAAGACCGCUGAACUGGAGGCGAAGCGCGACGAGUUGGAGGCCAAGCUGGUGCAGCUGACCGAUGAAUACUCCGCCGCACAGAAGGCCCACGCAGACACCUCUAACAAGCUCGCCGAGCUGGAGCACACUCACUCUCGCAGCCUCGAAGAGUCGACCAGCUCACGUGCGUCGCUUGUCGCCGAGCACGAGGCUAAGAUCAAGGAGUUGACUACGGCUCACGAAGAGUUCGAGAACCAGGUCAAGGCCCUUGACGUCGAGCUCUCUGAGGCUGUAUCCGCAAAGACCUCUGUUGCCGCUACUCUCGAGUCGCUCCAGGCCGAGCUCGCUGGCAAGGUCAAGGAGUACGAGGCUUUCGCCGCCAAGGUCAAGGAGGAGAACGCUACGCUCGAGGCCAAGGUCGCAAAGCUUGAGCUCCUCAAGAAGAAGCUCGAGGAUGAGAUCGCCGAGGGCGCGGAGGAGGCCGAGAAGAGCAUGGCCGGCGCCGUGUCGCUCGAGGGCAAGUUCAGGGACCUGCAGGAGGAGAAUGCCGAACUCCAGGUCAAUCUCGACGGCGAGCGCAAGAAGCUCGGUGAGGAGCUUGCUGCAUGGAACACGGAGCGCGCAUCACUCAAGAGCGAGCUCGAGUUGCACCUCGCCCACAGCACGUCGACCAAGGAGUCGCUCAACAAGUCUGUCGCCUCGGCCGAGACCUACGCGUCCGAGAUCAAGGCCCUCAAGUCCGAGCACACCACCCUGGUGGACGCCCACGCUGCCCUCAAAUCAUCCCACGAGGCCCUUGUGUUAAAGCAUGUGGAGGCGUCGGACACGCUUGCCGAGCUCCGGGAGUCAGAGGCAUCGUCCAAGGAGGCCGUGACCAAGCUCGAGGUGCAGCUGAAGGAGGCCGAGGAGAAGACCAAGGCGUCGCUUGCCGAGGCGUCAGGUGCCCAGGACGACACUGCCGAGAAGCUCCGCAAGGAGCUCGCCGAGGCGGUCGCUGCACGUGACGCUGCCCAGGCGAAGGCGGACGCCGCAGAGAAGGAAGCUGCAGGCCUGCGCGACGCCGAGUCUUCCACUGGGUCACAGAUCGAGGCUCUCAAGGCCACCAUCGCUGGGCUCGAGCAGCAGCUGAAGGCGGCCAAGACUGAGCACGGGGACAAGCUCGCCGUUAGCGUUCGUGAGGCUCAGGAGAAGGCGACGGCCGAGCACAAGUCAGCUGUUGAAGUGGCGAAGGCGGAGCAUGACAGCAAGGUCGCUACGCUCUCUGCGGAGCUCUCGGAGCUUAAGAAGGAGCACGAAGCCAAGGUCGGUGCUCUUAUUCGCGACAUCGAGGGCCUGAAGGAGAACGGUGAGGGCUCGGCAGCCUCUCACGUCAAGGAACUCGAGACCCUCGCCACUGAGCAUGCAGCAAAGCUCGCCACGGCCGUCGCUGCGGCUACUGAGUCUGGCGAGAAGACACUCGCCGACAAGGUCAAGACCCUCAACACCGAGCACGAUGAGGCGAAGAAGGCGCUCGCCGCCGAGCACGCCAAGGAGGUAGAGGAGGCCAAGGCGGCUGGAGCCAAGCUGGUCGAAAAGCUCCAGUCCCAGCUCGCAGCGUCGCUCGGUGAGCACGAGUCGGUCACAAAUGAGCUGGCCGCCACUACCAACAAGCACGAGUCCGCCAGCAAGGAGCUCGAGGAUCUCAAGGCCGCACACGCGAAGGAGGCUGAGGCACUCAAGGUUGCCAGCGAGAAAGAGCUCGAGGCGCUCAAAGCUUCCCACACGAAGGAAAUCGAGGCGUCGACCAAGGAGCUGGAGACCGUGCAGUCUGCGCAGGCCGCGCUGGUCAAGGAGCUCGAGGACGUGCGUGCCGCCCAGGCUGCCGCGAGCAAGGAGCUCCAGGCGUCGCGUGCUGCUCAGGCUACCACCGCCAAGGAGCUCGAGGAGGCCCGCGUCUCCACCGCCACUGCUGCCAAGGAGCUCGAGGACUUCCGCUCGUCCCAGGCUACUGCUGCAAAGAAGCUAGAGGAGUCCCGUGCGUCGACCGCGUCGACGAACAAGGAGCUCGAGGCUGCGCGUGUGCGUCUCAGCGACUCCGAGACGAUGAACUCACAGCUGCUCAUCAAGAUCGAGAACCUCGAUAUGCAGCUUGCGCAGACGAAGCGCUCGCCACCCGCAUCGCCCACCAAGCGUGCCGGCAGCCCGAGCGAAGUUGUUCAGCUCCGCAAGGAGCUCGAGGCGCGCACCGACGAGCUUGAGGGCAUGAACCUGAUGCUCGAGAUGAACCGAACUGAGUUUGAGCGGGCGAUGGAGGAGCUGCGCAACGACCACGCCUCCGCGCUCGCCAAUUCCAACGACAACGUAGCGGGUCUGCAGGACCAGCUCAAGGCGGAGCGUGCUGAGAAGACAAGCGCGCUGGCCAAGGUCCGCCAGCUUACGGCGGGCACGGACGGCUCUCCGCGCACCGCGCACAUUGCGCAGCUCGAGGACACGCUCUCGCAGCUGCGCGCCGAGGUCGCGAGACGCGAUGUCGCUGACGCGCCCAACGCCCCUGACGAUGUGGAGCCCGACGAGGAGAUUUAA